UUUUGAAGUGAGCAUCUGGUACAAUUCAACGCUCAAUGAUGGUGAUGUAUUGCUUCGUAUUCCACGCUCAGUGAAUCUGGCAUCCAAUGCCUACCUUCGUUCUCAGCGAGGGCCUGGAACACAAAUGCUAUUUGAGUUUGUCAAAGGCAUGCACCCAGAAACAAACCAGGUUGCCCACGUGGAUUUUGCUUCUUAUUUAGGUCCUCUCUUCUUCACAUGGGUUGUUCUACAGUUAUUCCCUGUUGCUUUGAAAUCAUUGGUUUAUGAGAAACAACGGAAACUAAGAAUCAUGAUGAAAAUGCAUGGGCUUGGUGAUUGGCCUUAUUGGAUGAUUUCCUACCUUUACUUUCUUUUUGUAUCUUCAAUUUACAUGUUGAUUUUUGUAGCAUCUGGUGCACUUCUAGGAGCUACAUUGUUUUCAAAUGUUAAGACUGCUACAGUGGUAGCAUACAUAUGUGUCUUUGGAACAGGGUUCUUAGCAAGAUUUCUUUUCCAGUCUUUUGUUGAAAGUAACUCAUUUCCGAAAAUGUGGGUUAUGGUAAUGGAGAUAUAUCCAGGCUUUUCUCUAUAUCGUGGGAUAUAUGAGUUUGCACAAUAUAUUAUCUUGGAAGGUGGGAUGCGGUGGGAAGAUUUAAAUGAUAGUGAAAAUGGGAUGAAAGAGGUCUUGAUUAUCAUGUCCCUGGAGUGGUUGGUGGUGCUUUUUGCUGCAUAUGGUAUGGAUGUAGUUGUGUCACUAGGAAGUGGGGUUGGAAGAAGGCAAUCUCAAAAUUCUCGAAUGAAUCCUCUCUCAUUUUUUUGGAAGCCUAAUUUACAACAUAAGGACUCUAGACUUCAUGUUCAGAUGGAUAAUGCUGAUGUUAUCCAAGAGAGGGAGAAGGUUGACCAAUUGCUCCAUGAAUCAAGCACAAGCCAUGCCAUUGUUUGUGACAACCUCCAAAAGAUAUACCCAGGAAGAGAUGGAAACCCUGAAAAACUUGCAGUGCAAGGACUAUAUCUUGCUGUGCCUCAAGGGGAAUGCUUUGGUAUUCUUGGUCCCAAUGGUGCAGGCAAAACCUCUUUUAUCAGUAUGAUGAUUGGACUUAUAAAGCCAACCUUUGGCACUGCAUUUGUUCAAGGCCUUGAUAUACGGACUCAUAUGGAUCAAAUAUACACCAGCAUGGGUGUAUGCCCGCAGGAUGACCUUCUUUGGGAAACACUAACAGGGAGGGAGCAUUUACUAUUUUAUGGAAGACUUAAGAACCUUAGAGGUUCUGCAUUAACACAAGCAGUAGAAGAAUCUCUUAAGAGUCUCAACCUAUUUCAUGGAGGAGUUUCUGACAAACAAGCUGGAAAAUAUAGUGGUGGUAUGAAAAGGAGGCUAAGUGUAGCCAUUUCAUUAAUUGGGGAUCCCAAAGUUGUCUACAUGGAUGAACCAAGUACUGGAUUAGACCCAGCUUCAAGGAACAACUUAUGGAGUGUUGUGAAGAAAGCAAAGCAAGAUCGAGCUAUUAUUCUAACAACUCAUUCAAUGGAAGAGGCAGAGUUCCUAUGUGACCGAUUAGGAUUUUUUGUUGAUGGCAGCUUGCGGUGCAUAGGAAACCCAAAAGAGCUGAAGUCUAGAUAUGGAGGGUCUUAUGUGUUUACAAUUACAACAUCUUCGGAUCAUGAAGAAGAAGUGGAGAACAUGGUGCAACAUCUUUCACCAAGUGCCAACAAGGUAUACCAAUUAUCCGGAACCCAGAAGUUUGAGAUACCAAAAAGUGAGGUCAGAAUUGCAGAUGUAUUCCAAGCAGUUGAGACUGCAAAGAGCAAGUUCACUGUUUUUGCUUGGGGUUUGGCUGACACAAAUAUGGAGAAUGUUUUUAUCAAGGUUUCACGUGAGGCCCAUCAAUCCAACUCUUUGACAUGAUUGUUCAAUAUGUUCAAUGAUUCCUGCAAUACCAAUCUUAUUUUCAAACAAUUACUAUCCCUUGUGGUUUAAAUGUAGUCAUUGUAUGGUAAUU
Messenger RNA from Quercus lobata, 1982 nucleotides. Its product is annotated as ABC transporter A family member 12-like. The record is from RefSeq and is a predicted model, not a curated record. Gene Ontology annotation, cellular component: membrane; intracellular membrane-bounded organelle. NCBI's taxonomy places the organism in Eukaryota, Viridiplantae, Streptophyta, Magnoliopsida, Fagales, Fagaceae. Gene Ontology annotation, biological process: transmembrane transport; lipid transport. The transcript has 13 exons. Gene Ontology annotation, molecular function: ATP binding; ATP hydrolysis activity; lipid carrier activity. Bases 125 to 1888 code for a protein of 587 amino acids.